Otolemur garnettii (small-eared galago) is the source of this 1378-nucleotide messenger RNA. It is a transcript of the gene NUDT3, whose product is annotated as nudix hydrolase 3. Gene Ontology annotation, molecular function: bis(5'-adenosyl)-hexaphosphatase activity; bis(5'-adenosyl)-pentaphosphatase activity; diphosphoinositol-polyphosphate diphosphatase activity. Lineage: Eukaryota; Metazoa; Chordata; Mammalia; Primates; Galagidae. The transcript has 5 exons. Bases 323 to 841 code for a protein of 172 amino acids. The record is from RefSeq and is a predicted model, not a curated record. Gene Ontology annotation, biological process: diadenosine hexaphosphate catabolic process; diadenosine pentaphosphate catabolic process; diphosphoinositol polyphosphate metabolic process. Gene Ontology annotation, cellular component: nucleus; cytoplasm.
GGCGCGGCCUUACGCCGCUGACGCAGCGCGCCCAAGAUGGCGGCGCGGUCGUCGUCUGGGCUGGCGGUAGCAGAGGGGGCGGCGGCCGUGGCGGCAGCGGCUGUGGCAGCUGUGACAGCGGCGGCGGCGACGGCGCGGGACCUGGGUCAGGGGCAAUGAGGCGACCGCGACGGGCCAGCGGCAGAGCCGUGUAGCGGAAAAGCGAUCCUCCCUUCUUCCCUUGGCUGAGCCGGGGGCGCGCGCGCGCGCGCGAUCGUCCGGAGCAGGCUCCCCACCCCUCGACUCUCGCGACCCACACCGCACCCCCACCCGGGCUCGGAGGAUGAUGAAGCUCAAGUCGAACCAGACCCGCACCUACGACGGCGACGGCUAUAAGAAGCGGGCCGCAUGCUUGUGUUUUCGAAGCGAGAGCGAGGAGGAGGUGCUACUCGUGAGCAGUAGUCGGCAUCCAGACCGAUGGAUUGUCCCUGGAGGAGGCAUGGAGCCUGAGGAGGAGCCAGGUGUGGCAGCAGUCCGUGAAGUCUGUGAAGAGGCUGGAGUAAAAGGAACAUUGGGAAGAUUAGUUGGAAUUUUUGAGAACCAGGAGAGGAAGCACAGAACCUAUGUCUAUGUGCUAAUUGUCACGGAAGUGCUGGAAGACUGGGAAGACUCAGUAAACAUUGGAAGGAAGAGGGAGUGGUUUAAAAUAGAAGAUGCCAUAAAAGUGCUGCAGUAUCACAAACCGGUGCAGGCAUCAUAUUUUGAAACGUUGAGACAAGGCUACUCAGCCAACAAUGGCACCCCUGUCGUGGCCACCACGUACUCGGUUUCUGCUCAGAGCUCAAUGUCAGGCAUCAGAUGACUGAAGACUUUCUGUAAGAGAAAAGGAAAUUGGAAAUGAGACUGAAGUGCAGAUCUUCCCUCUCACCCUGGCUCUUUUCACUUCUCCUCACAGGCCUCCUCUUUCAAAUAAGGCAUGAUGGGCAGCAGAGAAAGGGUGUAUUCAUAAUGUUGCUGUUUGGUGUUAAGUGAUGGGGCUUUUUCUUCUCUUUUUAUUGAGGGGGUGGGUGUGGGUAUGUAAUUUGUAAGUACUUUUGUGCAUGAUCUGUCCCUCCCUUUUUGCACCCCUAUAGUCCUCUGAAGAUAGGCAAACAGUCUUCCCCUUUCCUUGGAUUCUGAAGUAUUCCUGUUUGUCUCAUCCCAGCCCUGGCCAGACAUUUUUCUUUGAUUCUUAAUUUUUUUUUUUUAUUAAAAGAAUCCAAUGUGAGAUGAAACCUUUCAAGAAUUUGUCUUAUAAUGUAAUGUUAAGUUCAGUAAGUUGGUCUUUUUCACUGCAGGAUACAUUUAUCUACACAUUAUAUACUGGACAUAUAAUAUGUAAAUAAAUGAGUUAGAGGAA